AGUGAUCUUUUCCCCUAGAUUUAGACUGAUUUUGGCGGUUUUACUGUGACUAAACGAUAGCGUAAGGUUCACCGAAAAGUUGUGUCCUGGCGAUAGCCCUUUGACGGUCAGGCUGCGCUAGUCGACGACUUUGUUUCAAAGUGAGGCGCCCAAUGCUGUUAGUAGCAGGCUAGCAGCGAGCCGGCCAGGUUGUCCGCCAACGGAGGCCACCGGUCUGCCUUCGUUGAGUUGAGUCUGUGUGUAUUUAGAACCGGUGUUUUCAGCCAGGUCCGAAAGCAUGCUACUGCUGCUGCGGCGGUCAGUGUAGACAGAAGACAGUGUAUACAAAGUCUGACGAAGCUGGCUGGCUGGCUGCCUGCCUGCCUGCCUGUGUUUGACUGAGAGCAGCACCGUAUCACCUCUCUUCGCCGUUGACGUGCUCGAACAGUACUACUCCUGUGGUAGAGAUGUCGGAGUAUUCGGUGCGUGUUUUGGCGUCAGCGGUAGUGUCGGUGAGCCAAUAUGGGCGCGUAUGAAGGGGUACAAACCAUGGCCUGGUAAGAUCGCGGCUCCAACGAGAGAUCUUAAGGAUCCGCCACGGAAUAAAAAGAAUUAUUGCGUCUUUUUCUUUGGCACAUUCAACUACUCUUGGAUUCCUGCAGAAAACGUUAUUCAGUAUGGCAUUAAAACUGAAGAAGAUGAAAAACUCAUUAAGUCAGGUCCAAAAGGACAAAAGUUCAGAGAUGCAGUUGACCAGAUCGCACAAUACUUUGAGGACUGGAUAAAGCUUGGAAAGAACGACAUCAAAUUACCUCAGGAGACUCCAGACGGCGAUGAUUCGAAGGACGAUGAAUCAAGGGAUGAUGAAGCAGAGUCUGGUGUAGAUUCAGUAGACUUAUCAGUAAUUGAAGUACGCGAUAGGGACGAUAAACCUUCUGGGGUUCCGAAACGCAAGUCUACGAGCCUUUUGAAGACGCCUGGAAAGAGAGGUAGGCCUUCGAAACAGAGAACAUCUUCGAUUGACGACGAUCGUGCUGGACGAACAACGGAUCUCAAUCUCGAUGAGGAUACCACCGAAGAACAAGGAGCCGCAUCUGAUCUCAAAAAAUCGCCGACCGUGAUCAAGAAACGGCGUAGCGAGAACGGCUCAUCAAGCCUGCUAAAGAGUUCAGCUGCUCCAGUCGUGCCUAAAGCUCCAGCAAGCAAACCAACAGAAUAUAUUCCUCGGCCAGCUACACCUCCCUUCGAUGUUAACGAGGUGAGCGAUGUGCUGAAACUGAAGAAAGUGAACGCCACUCAGGGCCUCAAAGUCGGAGUUCUGGGGUUAGGAAAUAUUGGGCAAGGACUUGUCAAAAACCUUCUGCAUAGUGGGCAUCAGGUGGUGUUAUGGAAUCGCACUUCAAGCAAAAUUAAGGAGUUUGCAAAGGCUGGAGCAGAAAAACGCAUCACGCCUGGCGAUGUUGUGUCUGAAUGCGACAUUAUCUUCUCCUGUUUAGCCACUCCGGAUGCCUGUCGGGACAUCGUGUUUGGCAACUAUGGCGUCAUUUCGGAGAUGAAGAAUGGCAAAGGAUAUGUGGAAAUGUCUUCAAUCGAUCCGGAGACGUCGCGAGAUCUUGCCGAAGCUAUUGUAGCCCGAGGAGGUCGUUACCUGGAAGCGCCUUUCGUUGGCUCCCGUACACUCGCACACCAGGGACAACUUACGAUCACCGCGUGUGGCGAUAAAUCCCUGUUCGAUGAUUGCGACUCAGUAUUCACCGCUAUUUCGGUACAGUGUAUGUAUCUUGGCGAAAAUGUGGGUAAUGCUGCUAAAAUGAAUUUAGCUCUGUCGCUAUUGUACGGUGCUACUUCGGCAGCCCUCGCUGAAGCCAUGGCACUUGUGGAAGCAAGUGAAAUGUCACAUAAGGACUUUGUUGACGCUCUCAGUGCUACGAAGUUGGCGUCACCUUUUCUACUCGACAAGUGCAGUACGAUUCUGGACGGCAAAUAUACGCUGGAAACGCCUUUGGCCCACGUCCAAAAGGAUCUUCGAUUGGCAUUGGAUGUUGGUCACGACUGUGAGCUGCCUCUUGCCGUUACGGCGGCCGCAUCAACUCAUUUCGAAAAUGCACGCCGUUACGGCUAUGGUGAACACGACGCGGCUGCUGUCUACGUGAAAAUUAAGAAAUAAUUAUAAUAAUAAUAGUUUAGUGUGCGAUUUCGCACGCAUAAAUUGUGCUCAGGAGAUGAAUUUCACCUUGGCGGAAAUUGAAAGAAUUGAAUGAUAGACGUUCAAUUGAACAGCAAGCGACUGUUAGCAGAAUUAGCCAGCCUCAACGGGGUGUAUGGUAGCAACUACAUAGAGUAAAAAAAAGCAACGCCGGCAACGAUUCGAGGUACUUCACAUGCAUGUCAUGACUUUUCUGCGCUUGUACCAUUUUACAGCCAAUUUCCGUUCAAUUUGCGACCACACAGAAAGAAAGAAAAAAAUGUGGUGUUUUGAGCCGGAACCUUAAGGCGUUCGGUGCAAGAGAGAAAGCCGCCGGUAAUUCCAUGCGACUUCCUCUGAAAAGUAGAUUAUAUGUGGGUCUGAAUCGGGAAUAUAUGUUAAAAAAGGUAAAACUAUAAAUACAUUGAAAUUAUGCCGAUAUGGCCCCAAGCGUUAGGGCCGAAUCAGAUUAUAAUUGCAGAAAUUAUCAUAAGCUCAGUCGCUGAACCUUGAGUAAUACAUUUACUUUAUGAAAAUUCAUUAUUACAUUACUCUUAACUAUCGAACUCCAAACUCCCGCCAGCCUCACAAUAAUCAAUGUGUACUUUUCUGUGCGCAUUGUCAGUGUGCGAUUGUGUAAAUUAUUUCCUACGCCUUGAAAAGGACAUCAAAAACCGGCUAAUAAAUACUGUUCUGCAAUGGCCUCGCUUUUAAACACCUGUCGUACAUGAGCUACGCUCAGAACAGCAUACGAAAACUCUGUACAAAUUAUAGUGCUAUAUAUUCUAAUACAAAUGGUGUGGUUAUAUAGGGCUGAUCGACGAAGCAAUUGGAUGUUGAGAAGCUACGUCGUCGACGGACCCGGGUGGGUUCUUGUAGUAUUCCGCAUCAUCUUAGACAUCAAUCACCACAUAUAUUAUUAUUGGAUAAGUUAUUGGCUUCUAGCUAAUACAUACAACACGAGACGAGCGGUGCAGACGGAGAAAGAGGAACACGCAUGUUCAUGAUCGCUGUACGUUGAAACAUCAUUUACAUAUAGAUAUGAAAACAUUCGUGAAGGAAAAAUAAGAAAACCCGAAAAGGACCGCCAGAAUCAAUAACUGGUCGUUAAUACUAAUUAUAAAUGCAAAUAGGGUCGAGAAGGCCAGAAGAUAUGCGUAGGGAUUCAUGCGUAGGUAAAUUGUGGCCAAGGAGAUAAGGAGACGCUGGGGUGUGUACGAAAGGCGUCGCAUAGUAUAUAUAUAUAUAUAUAUAUAUAUGUGUUGUGUAGAACAGAUAAUGACAGGCAAGAAGAAGCGGACAACAUAAGUUAGGAAGAGGCAAACAAGGCGGUUCAGUAUGUAACGCACGAAGGGAUCUGGAAAAUUAAUUUUUCGCAACAUUGCAUAGCAGCAUGAUAAAUAUAUAAACAUAUGUACGAAGUAUGUACUAUGAAAAAUUGCUGAAUCUUGAAAGGGAAAAAUUGCAGCGACAGAAAGUCGUACGCUGCUAUUGAACAGAAACAAAGAAUUUUCAAAAGGGUUCUGACAGAAUCGUAUAUUCAAUCAACUAAGUGACGCUAUCGAUGACUAGACGUCGACAUUUAACACUAUUGCUGUGAAUGUAACUCUGUUCUAGUUACCAACAACAAAAUGCCUUUUUCGCAUACUGCAUGUAAAUUAAUAUGAAAAUAUGUCUAUACAAAAAAUAUUAAUCUUUGUCGUUUUCUUUUUUCAGAAGACAGUUCUCUUAUGUAUUUUAUCAUUCGGCUAAACAUGAGCAGCCAGAGGGAUGAAAAAUUUAUUGAUCAAUCUCUAUGUUUUUAAAUAAUAGCAAAACAAUUAGGAAACAUAUUUUUUGAUCAAUAAGUUUUUCAAUAAUAUCUAUAAGAAUAGCUCUAAACAGCAUCAUGUGAUUACAUACAGAUAAAAUUCUAUAGCACGCAGCACAUAUCGCUUCGAAAUAAAAAUUACUUUUUACUUGGCCUGACUAGCUGGGAAUUUACGCCCAUUUUCUUAGUGCGAUUUUUCAGGAUAUUUUUAGAUAUAUUUUCGACGUUUCUCACAAAUAUACUUCAUCAGCACCUGAACUUUGACGCUCUAUAUAGUUAGAGAAUAAACGUACUUUGAUUUAGAGAAAAUGAUGUGAUA
Varroa destructor (honeybee mite) is the source of this 4293-nucleotide messenger RNA. RefSeq lists its product as uncharacterized. Lineage: Eukaryota; Metazoa; Arthropoda; Arachnida; Mesostigmata; Varroidae. The record is from RefSeq and is a predicted model, not a curated record. Gene Ontology annotation, molecular function: NAD binding; NADP binding; DNA binding. Gene Ontology annotation, biological process: transcription elongation-coupled chromatin remodeling. Gene Ontology annotation, cellular component: chromatin.